Molecule: messenger RNA, 534 nt
Organism: Dibothriocephalus latus
Lineage: Eukaryota; Metazoa; Platyhelminthes; Cestoda; Diphyllobothriidea; Diphyllobothriidae
Source: the annotation of a GenBank genome assembly
AUGAGGGAGGAACUGGCCUCCAAGAUAGCGGCCUCUGUUCCGCGUACAGACCAUGAAGCCCUCCAGUCCAAGUGCUCAAAACUUGAGGCUGAUUCCAACCGCCUGCUCACUCAACUGGAAUCCACUGUUCCCAGGGCUGAGCACGAGACGCUGCAGGAUGAUCACCGUCAUCUGGAGUCCGAAUACGCGGACCUGUCACAGGAGCUGCAGCAUUUGAAAGAGGAAUUGGCACAAAAGGUGGCAUCUUCCGUUCCACUUACCGAACAUGAGGACCUCCAGUCCAAAUGCGCCAAACUUGAGGCUGAUUGCAAUCAUCUCGCCAGUCAGGUGGAAUCCGCUGUCCCCAGGCCUGAGUAUGAGGCCUUGCAGGAUGAUUACCGCCGUCUUGAGUCCGAGUACACGAACCUGUCCCAGGAGCUGGAGAAUGCCUACAGAAAGGAGUUUGAUGAGAUUGUUGAACGGUACGCUGCCCUGCUGGACAUUGCCAACUCAAAACAGGCUUCCGGUAAGUUGUGUUGCAGCUUUUAUUUGUGA